AUGGACCAACUCAACAUCUCCCCCGAAACCGCCCAAGGCCUCCAGAACCUCAGCGCCCAAGACAAACAGCAAUUGAACCAGUUCGUCAUCAACGAGUCGCAGAAAGCUCAAAUCCAGCAGACAAUCCACAGCCUAACAGACGUCUGCUUCCGCAAAUGUAUCACCUCGAAAAUCUCCGCCGGCACUCUCGACCGUAGCGAAGAACCCUGCAUGCGCAACUGCGUGGAUCGAUUCAUGGAUGCAAACAUGACUGUCAUCAGGCACUUGGAGCAGAUGAGGGCGUUGUAG
Molecule: messenger RNA, 288 nt
Organism: Fulvia fulva
Lineage: Eukaryota; Fungi; Ascomycota; Dothideomycetes; Mycosphaerellales; Mycosphaerellaceae
Product: Mitochondrial import inner membrane translocase subunit TIM8
Exons: 2
Coding region: 1-288 (95 amino acids)
Source: RefSeq, a predicted model, not a curated record